Molecule: messenger RNA, 4333 nt
Organism: Pimephales promelas (fathead minnow)
Lineage: Eukaryota; Metazoa; Chordata; Actinopteri; Cypriniformes; Leuciscidae
Gene: phf24
Product: PHD finger protein 24
Cellular component (GO): nucleus; cytoplasm
Molecular function (GO): transcription corepressor activity; calcium ion binding
Source: RefSeq, a predicted model, not a curated record
AAAACAAGUUCCACGAAGAGGCUCGAAGAACAUUGGACCCCUGGCAAAUCUAGUGGGUUCGUCAGCAGCAGACAACUUUUAGCAGGGCUGUGUUUAAUUACAAGAGCUGUAGGUUUUCAGCACUGGAGCUGUCCAGCUUCCGCGCCCUCAGCACGCGCUUCACAAACAACGCGGUCUUCGGCUGCGGGAUAUUUCUUUGACUGGGACACACACACACACACACACACACACACACACACACACACACACACACACACACACACACACACACACACCAUUAGGCUGUGGUACAGUGGCCGCCGCGAUUACACACGCAUAUCCUUCACUGACGAAAGCAACGCUUGAAAUGACUGCUGGCAGCGCGUGAGGAGAGGAGCAGAAGAAAUCCAGUCCCAAGUACAGGAGCACCAUCCAAUUUCCUCCAGCCAUGGGUGUGCUGAUGUCUAGGAAGCAGCAGGUGGAGAAGGUGCAGAAGUGCAGUGUGGUGGUGUCAGCAUUUAAAGAGGGUCUGAAGGAUCGGGCGGCCCCAGCAGAUGCGGCCCAGACUGAAGAGGUCAUAGCGGAGAACGGGGAUGAAUCUGCUGAAGGAUCCCACCAGGCUAACAAAGAUCACACUGAGCAGAAAGACAAGGACAGUAAACCAGGGUCAUUACCAAAUCAGCAGGCCUCAGCUUCAUCCAGAGAGGAACAUAGGGUCAAUCAGGAGGCUUGGGGGCGUCUCCGUGACGGGAAAGGGGUGGAGCCUGAGGAUCUAAAGAAGGCGCAUCAGCUCACUCCUCCGACGUUCGUGAGGCCGAAGAGAGAGGUCGACGACGACCAACCGCUAAACGUCUCGCUUGAGCAAACUGAGCAGCACGUCAAUGAUGAGAUGUGUGAGGUGUGUGAGGUUUGGACGGCGGACGAUCUGUUCCCCUGCGGGACGUGCACGCGGGUCUUCCACGACGGCUGUCUGCGGGAGAUGGGCUACCUGAGCAAUGAAGCCCUGCAGGAGAUGAGAGAGACAGCCCACACCACCACUGGCUGGAGCUGCUAUUACUGCGAUAAUGUGAACCUGCUGCUUACUGAAGAAGAGAUGUACAGUCUGAUGGAGACCUUCAAGCAGUGCAAGAUCAUUCCAGAGUCGUGCCUGGUGUCAGAUGAACUCCUUCAGUACAGGCACUUUGUAACCAAGCAGCUUUUUGAACGAGACUUGACCGAUGAAGAGGAAGAGGAGGUUCUGGCUCAGUUUGCAGCACUGGAUUCAGAGAAGAAGGGUCAGAUUGAGUGGUCUGACUUCCUCUACCACGAGUCGCUCUCAGUGCUGCAGAAAUUCCGGACUGAGAAUUCGCUGGUGAGAAUCCUCACAGCAAAGGAGAGGGAUCGGGCACGGGCCGUUUUCCAGAGUCUAGACCAGGAUAAAGAUGGGAUCAUUACUGCCGGAGAAGCCAGAAGAGCCCAAACCUCCUGGUUCCACAAGAUUAACAAAGAAUCACAGUCCUGCAGUGUCAGACUCAUUGGAUUGUGUUCCCCUUUGUUCAGUAUGGGUAUCAGCCAUGUUGGUCCAAUAUCUGAGAGCAGUCCUGCCAGUUCCAGUAGUGAGAGAAGCAGAGAUAAAGCCAUGGAGAAUGACAACAGACCGUUUACCUGGGAUAACUUCCUGAGGGAGAGCGCCAUCUACAUCCUGGCCGCCAGGCCCAACAGCUCAGCCAUGCACAUCCGUUUGCCACUCUAACCGCGGAGAUUUCCAGAGGGGCUACCCGUGUACAGAUUCAUGAGCAAGAGGUACAGAGGACUAAAACGAGAGUUACACGACAAAGCAAAUGAGUGGGCCACCACACUCAAAGACUGUACAAGCCAUCGAUGGAUUUUUCCUCUAACCCAAGCUAGCGACACACUGACAAAUUCAACGCUCUUGAACAAUAGCACAUCUGUCAGCACUUCACAAUUGAGCUUUCACAAGCUUGUUUGAUUUCUGUGACCAAGUCACUGUUUCGAUCAGAGACCCUGCCGCACGUUUGCAAAAUUACAGCACCACAGUGUUUGCGUAGUGUUUUUGAUGUUGACGUGUUGUACCAUUUUCCAGUUGUGGCUCUAGCCAAAUGAGUUGUGGGAUCAAUGUGUUUGAGCAGUAGUCGGAUCAUUGCUGAUCUCAUUUCAGUCACCAUAAAAUAUGAAUAUACAGAGAAUAUGGUCAAAAAAUCAAAGUGAGAUGCUAUUGAUACUAUAUACAGUAUACAUAUAUAUAUAUGUGUAUAUUAUACGAAAUAUUGUAUUUGUAUUUAUUCCCAUACAUUCAGGGAUGGAUCAUGGACCAGGUCAAGGAGCUUCCAGACUGCCAGAGGCCUUAAUCUGAGUCAAGUGAAAACUAAGGAAACAUAAAAUUGUUAUUGACAGACAAACACUACUUGCAAUUAAGAUACUACAGUAAGAAGAUCGACAUCAGUAUGAGUUUCCAGUCACUUGACAAGUCGCAUUAUGAGAAGUUGUGGUUCUUAAUUUUCUACUGCCAUAUUUUAUUUCUGAGUGAAAGAGGAUAUGUAAAGUGGAAAAGGUAAGGCAGAACAAUUUCUAUCUAUGGUGAAUUUAUUGGAUUGUGAAAUAAGGUAUUUUUGAUUCGUUUCUAAAACUUAGUGAGCUGCCAACUUACUCCGUAUUUAAGGCACCAUAGGCAUGUUCCUAAUGCAAAAUGUGUUCCAAAAUGUACAGGCAGCAUCAAUAAGUAAAUAAAUAUCGAAAAGUUUAUCUUAUAAGAAUCUUAUUUUACCCAGUAUAUGUUUGUGAAUAUUUAUGGGUAUUAGAGUAUUUCUUAGUUAGUUUAGCAACCAAAAACUUCAUUAAGAAGCUUUCUAAGAAACCUAAUUUUGACAAAAAUCAUAUGACUUAAUAAUAAAGUCUAAUAAAAAGUUUCAAUUAAAUAUCUAAUUAUUUUACCCAAUAUCUCUGUGUUCUAUGUAUUUUUUAAUAGUUUUAAGAAUAUAAUAUCCUUAGCUUAGCAACAUGCUAAUUUCAAACUGCAAAGUCCCUUUCAGACAAGUAAUUUCACACAGCUGUCAUCUUGAAACGCCUCUUGGUCAUGCAAGUGCAUAUCUUUUUGAAUGGGAAAACAUAACAUUUUUCAAAACUGUUCACCAAAAUUUAGAUUUAAUUUAAUAUUUGAAAUCGCCAAUGAAAUGUGACAACAACUGUCUCAUGUUUUUUGUUUCUAAACGCUCGAAUUAUGACAGAAAAUCAAGCUGAUGCACGGUGGAAGGGCAUCUGACUGACUCCGGGGCUUCUAACGGCAGCUGCUGUGACACGAUGACUUUACCAAUCAGCGAUUGGCUCAUAUUUAGAAGGCGGGACUUAUUCCACCAUAUUGAGCGUUAGACUUUCGCUGUUCAAAACAAUACGACUGACACAUCUUGUGUCUUUGAAUCAGUCAAGUCUUAGCAUGCUUCUUUCUAAGGUUCCACUUAUAUUUUUUUUAUUAAAAUAGGUAUGAUUAUUUCAAUAAUAAAAUACUUAUGAUCUCUAUUUAAAGAUGUCACUGAAAUCAACGAUUUUACCCAUUGUAUAGUUAGCUUAGCAACAUGCUAAUGCCAGACUCUGUUGAAAUCAGUUGUCAGUCAAGUCUAUCCUGUGUGUUUCAUCAUAGUUGCUUUGAAUCAGGAUUCUGUCCUAUAUGUAGCUAUAGCAAAGCAGCUCACUAGGUUGAUAAAAUGCAAAGUCACAAUUAAAAAGUAUUUUUAAGAUUUAAUUUUAUAAUUUGUUUCAUCCCCAGGGAAAAAGCAAUAACACAGGGCCUCGUAUAGACCAUAAUCCUUCAUUGUUGUUUUAUUUUCCAUUUGAUGUUUCUUUAACUCACUAGUCUCAGAAUUAUUAUAUUUUACUGGGUAUGUAAAAACUGAUGCAAAUACAAUCUUCCAAAAGAUUAAAAUACUAAUUUAAAGGAAAGAGCCGUGCAAGGAUUAGAACUUACUGCCUAAACAAAGAUAUGUUUCUUUCUUUCCCUCCUUCCUUCUUUCCUUCUUUCCUUCCUUCCUUCCUUGUAGUAUGAUCAUGUUGAAGUUGUUCUUACAUCUGCUGCAGAUGAAAACAAUUUCUAAUAUCUAAAACCCUUUUUUAUUAUAGGUGUAAAUCAUACACACUCCUGUAAAAUGGCUCCUGGGUUAAAACACUCAAUAUAUCGAACUGUUUGAAGGGUAUAAAUGAAACAGCUGCUCUUGUUUAUAUGGUCAUAUCCACUGUAUUUGCUUAUAGAAAGUUUGUAUUGGAUUGUGCUAGCUAGACAGUUAUUUCAAGGGACUGUGCAAUACUCUUGAGUUUUGCUGGUAGUGCUGGAAAUAAAUGCAUGGCGUUAACUCCAAAAAUUACA